This is a messenger RNA of Uloborus diversus, 477 nucleotides long. RefSeq lists its product as uncharacterized. Bases 1 to 477 code for a protein of 158 amino acids. Gene Ontology annotation, biological process: DNA integration; DNA transposition. NCBI's taxonomy places the organism in Eukaryota, Metazoa, Arthropoda, Arachnida, Araneae, Uloboridae. The record is from RefSeq and is a predicted model, not a curated record. The transcript has a single exon. Gene Ontology annotation, molecular function: DNA binding.
AUGUCGGAAUACGUUCAACUAAAACCACAAAGGAAGAGUGUUGCCGUUGCAUUGGACAAAGAAAGAUUUUCGUCACGUUCCAUAGCAAAAAGAAUAAACUCUUCGCAAUCGACUGUUGUUCGACUACUGAAUAAGUUAAAGAGCACCGGAAGCACAUUAAUAAAGAGUAGAAGUGGUCGACCACGAAUAUCCAAUGCAGCGCAGGACAUGUAUUUGAUACAACUCAGUCUUCGGAACAGAAAAUCAUCUUCCACAGACCUUAGAACAGCAUGGGAAAACGAAUCGAUUGUUCAUGCAUCCACGUCUACUGUACGAAAACGACUGUGUGGUGCGUGUUUGAUGGCACGUCGACCACGAAAGAAACCAUUCUUGAGCCAAAAAAAUGAGGAAACAGCGUCUAGACUGGACAAAAGCUCACCAAAGGUGGACUGUCGAUCAAUGGAAAUCAGUUGUGUUUUCGGACGAGACCAAAUUUAA